CAAUAUACGAUAUACGAUAUAGAGAGCGCGAUCUAUCGCUGUGGAUCAGACAUCACGUCGAUUGAUUCUCACCGAUUCGCGAGUGCACGUAAUUGGAGCAAGCGGAUUGCCCGUUAAUUGCUGGCGACAGUAAUUGUCGUCCGCUGCAUACCAGUUGCGCUUUCUGCUUAAGGUGUUCCCUCGUACUGUUAAUGUGUCAAUUGAUUGAUUUGCUUUGUGCUUGACGCGUGCCUAAUUCGAUAUUCGACUGGAAGAGCCUCUAGCCACCGGAAACCCUCCUACGAAAUGAUACCUAAGCUGUCGAAGAAGCGCUGGUGGAAGAUCUGUCUGCCGCAGGGACACCAGGAUCAGUCCAAGAACUAUCGCGAGAUAGUCAUGAUCAGCGAGUGCGCCUCGGUGCUGGCCACAACCAUCUCUAGUGGCAGCACCACCACCACGGCCAGCAGCGGCAGCCCCACCCGCAACCAGAGCUGCGACAGCCUGUCCAAGAGCUCCCUGGCGGAUCCGAGCAAGUUCUUCCCGCGAAAUAUGCCCAGCAUUCGAAGGAGUCGCCGCCGUGGUGUGUCCGCAGAGAGGGAGAGAGUGGCCAGCCGGGAGAGGGCCGCCAGCAGAGAGAUACCAGAUCCUGUUCAGCCCGCAUUGGCCCAGCAGCCGCACAAGAGCACUCAGCAGUCCCGCCUCUGCACAGUCACCAAGCUCUCACCCCGGAAGCCGCCCAAGUCUAACAGCUCCAAGAACCGCGGACCCUGCUCGCCGGUAACCAAGUGCGUGGUAAAGGCGGCCGUGCGGACAAAGACCAAACCGAGGCCAAAGCUCACACUAGCCCCUUAUCAGAUAGCCCUCGAACUGCCCAAUGAGUCGCCAGCCCCGAGCCUGGCCAUGGCAGUGGCCCAGAGCCACUCGAACUCGCAAUCACACUCGAAGCAUGCGAGCCAGAGCCAGAAGCUGCCCAGCAGCGACGAGCAGUUCCACUCCUCGGGAAUCUCCUGCAACGGCGAGACAGACGAUGACGUGGAGGUGGCCAUGCUGACGGGCAGCCUGAGUCCCGCGCAGCUGUCCAAGAUGCAGCAGGGUCUGCCCAACCGAUCCUUGGCCAUGUCUUUGCCGGUUAGUGAUUUGCGCAAUCUGAAUCUGUGUCGAAACCGCAACGCGCUUUGGCUAAACAACAAGGACACGGAUCAGCUAAUCAAAGCGGACAGGAAGGAUACGUUCUGUUAUUUCAAUAAGGCCAAUGCCGACGAUAUCCAGCUAAGCGAUAUUGAAGAACAAUUGGCCAGGUUUGAUGGCAACUCAAAGAGGCCGCCACAGCCACAGUCACAGCCGCCAGCGACAGCCACGGCCACCGCCACAGUCGCAGUCACAGUCAGAGCAGCAGCAGCAGCCAAAAUCUCUCAACCAGGCCAAGUACUCAGCAAAUACAAGCCCACGCCCGCACCGCGCUCAAGCGGCAAGCACCAGGCCAUCAUGCAACAGCAGCCGCAGCCCCAGCCCCUGCCUCACAGCAGCUACUACACGCAGACGGAGAGCAAGCUGCUGCAGAUUGAGGCGGGCGGCACCGGGCUGACAUUUCCCCCCCAUCGGAGCGAGAUGGCCGCCACCAGCUCCCAGCUUCAGCAGGCGUCGAUGAGCAGCAAUGUGGCAUCUACGGCCACGUCUAGCAACCUCGAUGUGCCCUCUGGCGGCAGCUCCGGCAGCGGCAGCGGGGGGCAGACCACGAGCCACUUUGUGUCGCCCCUGCAGCGGCGACACUGCCAGCCGCCGAGUCAUCUGCCACUGAACUCGGUGGCGUCUCCGCUACGCACGGCCAGCUACAAGACGGCAGCGGCCGUGGCCGGUCACGGAUUCCAUCACAGCCACCACCAGCAGCUGGACUUCCAGCGCAACUCGCAGUCGGACGAUGAUAGCGGCUGUGCCCUGGAGGAAUACACAUGGGUGCCGCCAGGUCUGCGACCUGAUCAGGUCCGCUUGUACUUCAGUCAACUGCCAGACGACAAGGUGCCCUACGUCAACAGUCCCGGCGAAAAGUAUCGCGUUAAACAAUUGCUGCACCAGCUGCCGCCGCAAGAUAACGAAGUGCGCUACUGCCACUCGCUUUGCGACGAGGAGCGCAAGGAGCUGCGCAUCUUCUCGGCCCAGAGGAAGCGCGAGGCUCUCGGCCGAGGAGCCGUCCGGCUGCUGUCCGACGAGCGACCCUGCAAGGGGUGCGAGGAGUCCCUGUCGGGCGGUGACAUCGUGGUCUUUGCCCAGCGUCUGGGGGCCCAAUUGUGCUGGCAUCCGGGCUGCUUUGUGUGCAGCGUAUGCAAGGAGCUGCUGGUCGACUUGAUAUACUUCCAGCGCGACGGGAACCUCUACUGUGGCCGACACCACGCCGAGACCAAGAAGCCGCGCUGCUCGGCAUGCGAUGAGAUCAUCUUCUCCGACGAGUGCACAGAGGCGGAGGGUCGCACCUGGCAUAUGAAGCACUUCGCCUGCCAGGAGUGCGAGCACCAGUUGGGCGGCCAGCGGUACAUCAUGCGGGAGGGCAAGCCCUACUGCCUCGGCUGCUUCGACACGAUGUUCGCGGAAUACUGCGACUACUGCGGGGAUGUGAUCGGCGUCGAUCAGGGCCAGAUGAGCCACGACGGACAGCAUUGGCAUGCCACGGACCAGUGCUUCAGCUGCUGCACCUGCCGCUGCUCGUUGCUGGGACGCCCGUUUCUGCCGCGACGGGGUACCAUCUACUGCUCGAUCGCUUGCAGCAAGGGGGAGCCGCCGACGCCUUCGGACACGAGCUCUGGCCCUCAGCUGUGUCCCACCCAUCGAGCCUCCACCUCCAGUCAAAUCGCCCGCUCGCCCCGCCGCAGCGGAGACCGGGACAGGGAGAGGGAGUCCGCGAGAAAGGCCAACCAUGGCCAUGGACCGGUCAAGGGCACGGGCAGUGCCGGCGAUCUGCUGGAGCGACAGGAACGCAAGCGCAUGGAGGCAGCCGGCGUGGCCGAUUUGCCGCUGGGCGGGGGGGUGCCAGGCAUGCCACGCCCCGCCCAUCCGCCACCCAUCGACCUCACCGAGCUGGGUAUCAGCCUGGACAACAUCUGUGCGGGGGACAAGUCAAUCUUCGGCGACAGCCAGCUGACCUCCUCCAUGCCGGACAUGCUGCUGUCGAAGGCGGAGGACUCGCACAGCUACCAGAGCAUCGACAAGAUCAACCUGAACUCGCCAAGCAACUCGGACCUGACGCAGAGCACCCAGGAGCUGGCCAACGAGCUGGAGCUGAACAACGAUCCGGUGCGGGAGCUGCCCCACGAUGGCUACGAGCAGCCCUUGGCCAACAAUCGCAACACGAAGAAGGGCCACGAGCUGCAGGAGAUGCAGGGGGAGGAGGACGGAGAGCAGCUGGACAACCGGCCGCUGAAGGAGGUGCGAUUCCACAGCGUCCAGGACACUAUGUCGCGCUCCAAGAGCUACACGGAUAACGCGAAUGCCCGUCGCCGGCGCCGACGUCGUAACCAGUCUCGCCGCUCCUCGGAGAUGCAGAUCAACCAAACGAAUCUCCGACUGCACAAUGCCCAAACGCAGGCCGCUGGCACCGCCACCGGCACCGGCGCCCACAAUCUUCUAAACAAUCUGGAUAACUGCGAUGUGGCCAGCAUCUGCUCGACCUGCUCGUCUAGCUCUUCCAGCGACAUGGACGACUACGUCUACCGCCUGCCCGCCCGCAAGCACUACGGCGGCGUCCGCGUGGCCUACGUGCCCAACGAAGCCCUCGCCUACGAGCGCAAGAAGAACCUGGCCCAGGACCCAUCGUUGGCUGCGUCCGCAUCAGCCGCUGUCCCCGGAGUGCCGGGAGUCAUGAACGAGAGCAAGAACUGCACAAUAUCAUGACCACCUCCCAUUCUGCCGCCGCCACCCUUCAAUCUGAGCAGCUACUACAUCCUGGACACCAUCCUGGAGGAGCAGCACCUGCUGCCGAAGAAGAAGCCCGGCUGCCUCCGUCGGGUGUGGAACUUCUUUGGCCUGGGCAAGCCACGUCUCCAGCACACCGGCAACGGACGGCUGUACAGCGUUUAGGUGGGAUUGGAUUGGAUUGGACUGUAAAUAACAUAUCAAAAUGUAUUAUACACCGAAACAGACGACAUAUGAGAUCAUCGAAGUGGGGUGAAACCUUGUACAAAGCUAAAACUAUAUCAUAUUUGCAUUUACAUACAUAUACCUACACAUAGGCAUUAUCAUAACUAAUUAGGUAUUUUAGUGUUAGAUUUAAGAAGAUCGAAGCAGCGCAGACCACAAGCAGCGCAAUCAACGAACAAUAAAUUCCAACGAAAUCCCCUUCAACGGCCAACAAAAGAAUCUCCUCCGAGAGAGUGAAAGUCUUUUUUGUGCAAUAAUUUAAAAUGGAAUGGCAAAAGCAGAACUCGAAAAGUAAAACCGAAACCACAAAUCUUCCAAAACCCGAUCAAAACAAAUCGAUAAAAUAACCAAAUUUUACCACGUUUGCAGUUUCUAUUUUUUUACGACUU
This is a messenger RNA of Drosophila miranda, 4496 nucleotides long. RefSeq names its product protein espinas. The record is from RefSeq and is a predicted model, not a curated record. Bases 286 to 3861 code for a protein of 1191 amino acids. Gene Ontology annotation, molecular function: zinc ion binding. Lineage: Eukaryota; Metazoa; Arthropoda; Insecta; Diptera; Drosophilidae. The transcript is spliced from 6 exons.